AUGGCGUGCGCCGCUGACAGUAUCAGAGGCCCUUUCAUGCUCUCUGCAAGGCACCGCACCGAUGUGCUGGCCACUAAUAACUUGUGCAUUGGCUUGAAGUCUUCGGUGUCUUACUCUGUAGCUCAGCGGUGGAGCAGCAAUUGCUCUUCCGUUACGAUGCGGCAUGCCACAUCCCAUUGUCCCUUGAUUGUUGGGGCUUCAGCAAGGUGGCGCUCUAACUCGAAAGCUUCAUCAACGAAGUGGGCACUGCUUCUUCUGUCCAGGGAUGCAACUUGUAUCUCUGAUUUGGACAUCUCCAGUAGUGCUGAUGUUAUCUCGUUCUGUCGCAAGAGGGGAGUGGGAAUGGUUGUAGUGGGUCCUGAAGCCCCACUUGUUGCGGGUCUUGUGAAUGACCUCGUGAAAGUUGGGAUACCAACCUUUGGCCCUUCAUCGGAGGCUGCAGCGUUAGAAGGAUCAAAGGACUUCAUGAAGAAGCUAUGUGACAAGUACAAUAUCCCAACAGCCAAGUAUCGCACAUUCAUGGAUGCUGUGGAAGCUAAACAAUAUGUCAAACAUGAAGGAGCCCCUAUUGUUGUUAAAGCUGAUGGACUGGCCGCUGGAAAGGGUGUGGUUGUUGCAAUGACUUUGGAUGAGGCAUUCGAAGCCAUAGACUCUAUGUUGGUUGACGGCUCAUUUGGUUUUGCUGGUUCACGGGUUAUCAUUGAAGAAUUUCUAGAGGGUGAAGAAGCAUCUUUCUUUGCAUUGGUAGAUGGUGAAAAUGCUUUGCCUCUUGAAUCAGCACAGGAUCACAAAAGAGUUGGUGAUGGUGAUGUUGGCCCAAAUACCGGCAGUAUGGGUGCAUACUCCCCUGCACCAAUAGUGACAGAUGAGCUCAAACGCAUAGUCAUGGAAAGUAUAAUUAUCCCUACCGUUAAAGGCAUGGCAGCCGAAGGGUGCAAGUUUGUUGGUUUAUUAUAUGCUGGACUUAUGAUUGAGAAGAAAUCUGGGCUGCCUAAGCUUAUUGAGUACAAUGUAAGAUUUGGUGACCCAGAAUGCCAGGUUCUGAUGAUGCAAUUAGAAUCUGAUUUGGCACAAGUUCUGUUAUCCGCCUGCUGGGGAGGAUUAGGCAAUGUUUCGCUAACCUGGUCACCUGAAAUGGCAAUGGUGGUUGUAAUGGCAAGCAAGGGGUACCCUGGCUCUUAUAAGAAGGGUACUGUAAUAAAAAACCUAGACAGGGCUGAGCAGGCCUCUCCAUCUGUCAAGAUAUUCCAUGCUGGGACAGCACUAGAUGAAGAUGGCAAUCUUGUCGCCGUUGGAGGCCGAGUUCUUGGUGUCACUGCCAAGGGCAAGGACAUCGAAGAAGCAAGGGCAAGAACAUAUAAUGCAGUAGAUGCAGUUGAUUGGCCAGAAGGGUUCUUCAGGUGUGACAUUGGUUGGCGAGCACUGAGGCACAAGCAAGUGGCUAACUACCCAUGA
Miscanthus lutarioriparius is the source of this 1455-nucleotide messenger RNA. NCBI's taxonomy places the organism in Eukaryota, Viridiplantae, Streptophyta, Magnoliopsida, Poales, Poaceae. The record is from the annotation of a GenBank genome assembly.